CGGUUCAAAAAUGUAUGCCCUAUGGUAGCUCCAUACAAUGUUCACAUUGUUUCGAAGUAGCGUUUUUUCAGCCAACUCAUUCCUGCCUGUAAUCUCUUCCCAUACUUAUCAGAAACUUUACCGAGAAAAAAGGCAAAAAAACUUGCAAAUAUAUGGAACCCCACGACCGUGCUUUGUAUUACACACACAGAAACCGGUAAAUAGCAUGAUAAAAAGGUAGAAUGCUGCGCGAUAUUAUCGUGAAAUAAUUUACAUAUUACCGAAAACAAAAUGAACCUACGUUAGACUACGAAAAAUAGGCGUUCAGUUAGAAUUAGUAUUUUUUGUUCGACCCUUUUUUUGGAAAAUUGUUCAAUAUUUUCAACAUUAUGACCGAAAAAGUGACCGUCACCGUGAAAGAAGGCCGAGUACGUGGAUUUAAAGCCAAGACUCCUUACUCCGGAGCAGAAUAUUAUAAUUUUCUUGGAAUACCUUACGCUCAAUCGACCGCUGGCUCGGCUCGUUACAAAGAUCCGGUGAAAGUGAAACCCUGGAGCAAUAUUCUCGAUGCAACUGCUCCAAAGGAUGGCUGUAUGCAAUUCUCAUUACAGACAAGAGAUAUACGUGGUUCAGAAGAUUGCUUAUACAACAACAUUUAUACCCCACAGCUACCAUCGAAAGGAAGUCCUUUAAAAGCUGUAAUGGUCAAUCUGCAUCCAGGAGGGUUCUUUCACGGUUCGCCAGAUCCUUGGUAUUACGGUGCUCCAGAAUUCAUCAUGCAUCAUGACGUCAUAUACGUCUGCGUUGGAUUCCGAUUACACGUACUUGGAUACUUAAACUUACAUAUGAAGGUUUGUUCUGGAAACCAAGCUCUAAAAGACGUAAUUCUUAGUCUAAAAUGGAUCAAAGAGAACAUCAGUGCUUUCGGAGGCGAUCCAGAUAACAUAACAUUGAUGGGCAGCAGCAGCGGAUCAGCUCUCGUACACUUCAUGCUACUUUCCCCAAUGGCCAGGGGUUUAUACCAUAAAGCCAUUCUCAUGGGCAUGUACGUCUUCAGUCCAGUUAUAGUUUUUUUUGACGAUCACGUCACGACUGCUUAUGAACUCGCCGAAAUGAUGGGUUACGAUGGUUUACGAGGCGAGAACAAGAAACUGCUCUCGUUUUACAGAACAUUAGAAUUCCAACAUUUCGCCACGGCCAGACCCGAACAUUUUUACGUCAGGAGUACGUUGCAAGUUUAUCCCGCUUCGCCAUUUAUGUGUACUCCAGAACCAGGAGAAAAUUCUCCUCUGCAAAUAUCACCUCGAAAACUUAUCCCUUCAACGAACCGUGUUCCAGUAAUAAUUGGAUUUUGCGAAAAAGAGGCUGCUAUGUCUCUCGCUAUGCUUCGAAUGUUUAAAAAACCCAUAAACGACAGUUUCUACAAAGCUAUUCGGCAGAAUCCUUGGUGUUGGGGAGCUGCAUUAAACGAUGAUGAACUAAAACUGGUGCAAAGAGAAGUAGAAAAUUUUUAUUUGGAUGGUAAACCAAUAGAGAACGCUUCGCAAUCAACGUUGUGUGACAUUAUAACAGACAUUGCAUUAUCCGACGUGUAUGAUACUUUGAUCAAUGUGAUCUCUGCAGACCUACCUUCGUCAGUCUACGUCUAUAAUUUUCUAUACGAUGGUAAAUUAUGCACGAUGAAAGCGAAACUAGCAAAUCUUUUAGAAAAAGAGUUAAAAGGAGCAUUUCACGCUGCCGAUUACAGUUACUGGAAUUACGCCGCAGAAUUCGCCGGUAAAACAAUGGCCAAUAUACAACCGAAAGAUCGAUUAACCAUUGACCGAAUGACGAGUCUAUUCACUUCGUUUGCUAAAACUUCGAACCCAAACUACGAUGGAUUAGAAGUUGAUUGGAAACCAACUACCGCAGAUCACCCGAGUCAUUUAAUUAUCAACGAAUCUCUACAAGUUGAGGACAAACUACUGAACGGCGAACGAAUGGAAUUCUGGCAUAAACUCAAGAACAAAUUCGCGAAGCAUACUAAUAACUUAUGAGUAAAAUUUUCCAUUACUAUUCAAUAUAUUAUUUAAAUACCACGGU
Molecule: messenger RNA, 2061 nt
Organism: Planococcus citri (citrus mealybug)
Lineage: Eukaryota; Metazoa; Arthropoda; Insecta; Hemiptera; Pseudococcidae
Product: esterase FE4-like
Exons: 10
Coding region: 369-2015 (548 amino acids)
Source: RefSeq, a predicted model, not a curated record